UAGAGCGCACCAGAGGUUAGAUCAAGGGGAGGAAGGGGGCUAGAGGAGUAGUUUAAGCAGUUAGAUUAUAUACAUAAAUAAAUAGGCACAUUGAGUGGUAAGAAACGUGGUUCGUUUGGAAACCGCCAUCGGACACGUUCCGGUCACCUCUCGGUGCCAGGAAGAGGGUCUUGGUGGCGUUUCAGAGCCGUUCCCUCUUUGAAAAGCGGCGUGCCGAAGGGAGGACGAGUCUCUUUGAAUAGACAGGAUGCACGGACCGCCUUCCAGCGACAGCGCAUGCCCACUGCGCCUCAUCAAGAGAGUUCAGUUCGGCAUCAUCAGCCCUGAUGAGCUUAAACGGAUGUCCGUCACAGAUGGGGGCAUCAAGUACCCCGAGACCACCGAGGGAGGACGCCCCAAACUGGGCGGCCUCAUGGACCCUCGGCAGGGGGUCAUCGAGAGGUCGGGGAGAUGCCAGACGUGUGCAGGUAACAUGACAGAAUGUCCGGGUCACUUCGGUCACAUCGAGCUGGCCAAGCCCGUCUUUCACGUCGGCUUCAUCGCGAAGAUCAUGAAAGUCCUCCGCUGUGUGUGUUUCUUCUGCUCCAAGCUGCUGGUUGAUGCGAACAACCCAAAAAUCAAAGACAUCCUGGCCAAGUCGAAAGGUCAGCCGCGAAAGCGCCUGAUGCACGUCUACGACCUGUGUAAGGGUAAAAACAUCUGCGAGGGCGGCGAGGAGAUGGACAACAAGUUCGGAGUGGAGCAGCAGGAGAACGACGAGGACCUCACUAAAGAAAAGGGUCACGGCGGAUGUGGGCGGUACCAGCCUCGUAUCCGGCGCUCGGGCCUGGAGCUGUACGCCGAGUGGAAGCACGUAAACGAGGACUCUCAGGAGAAGAAGAUUCUCCUCAGCCCCGAGCGCGUGCACGAGAUCUUCAAACGCAUCUCAGACGAGGAGGAUCUCAUCCUGGGGAUGGAUCCCAAGUACGCGCGGCCGGAGUGGAUGAUCGUCACCGUGCUGCCGGUUCCGCCCCUCGCCGUCAGACCGGCUGUGGUCAUGCAGGGCUCGGCCAGGAACCAGGAUGAUUUGACGCACAAGUUAGCCGACAUCGUGAAAAUCAAUAACCAGCUGCGACGGAACGAGCAGAGCGGAGCUGCAGCGCACGUUAUAGCAGAAGACGUCAAGCUCCUGCAGUUCCACGUGGCCACCAUGGUGGACAACGAGCUGCCCGGUCUGCCUCGAGCGAUGCAGAAAUCCGGCCGUCCGCUCAAAUCCAUCAAACAGAGGCUGAAGGGGAAAGAAGGCCGUGUGCGAGGAAACCUGAUGGGGAAGCGUGUGGACUUCUCUGCCCGAACCGUCAUCACGCCCGACCCCAACUUACAGAUCGACCAGGUGGGCGUGCCUCGCUCCAUCGCCGCUAACAUGACCUUCCCCGAGAUCGUCACGCCGUUCAACAUCGACAGACUCCAGGAGCUCGUGAGGAGAGGAAACAGUCAGUAUCCCGGAGCCAAAUACAUCAUCCGGGAUAACGGAGACCGAAUUGACCUUCGGUUCCACCCGAAACCGAGUGACCUUCACCUUCAGAUCGGCUAUAAGGUGGAGCGACACAUGUGCGACGGUGACAUCGUCAUCUUUAACAGACAGCCCACCUUGCACAAAAUGUCUAUGAUGGGUCACAGGGUUCGAAUCCUGCCGUGGUCGACGUUUCGACUCAACCUCAGUGUAACGACUCCUUACAAUGCCGACUUCGACGGAGACGAGAUGAACCUGCACCUGCCCCAGUCACUCGAGACGCGCGCCGAGAUUCAGGAGCUGGCCAUGGUGCCGCGUAUGAUCGUCACGCCGCAGUCCAACAGACCCGUCAUGGGUAUCGUGCAGGACACGCUCACCGCCGUGCGCAAGUUCACCAAGCGAGACGUCUUCUUAGAGAGGGGUGAAGUGAUGAAUCUGCUGAUGUUCCUGUCCUCCUGGGACGGCAAAGUGCCGCAGCCUGCUAUUUUAAAGCCACGCCCACUGUGGACCGGCAAACAGAUCUUCAGCUUGAUCAUUCCAGGUCACAUCAACGUGAUCCGUACACACAGCACGCAUCCGGACGACGAGGACAGCGGCCCGUAUAAGCACAUCUCUCCUGGAGACACAAAGGUGAUCGUGGAGAACGGAGAGCUGAUCAUGGGGAUCCUGUGUAAGAAGUCUCUCGGUACGUCCGCCGGUUCUCUCGUCCACAUCUCCUACCUGGAGAUGGGUCAUGACAUCACCCGCCUCUUCUACUCCAACAUUCAGACUGUCGUCAACAACUGGCUGCUCAUCGAAGGUCACUCUAUUGGUAUUGGUGACUCUAUCGCUGAUGCGAAGACGUAUCUUGACAUUCAGAACACCAUCAAGAAGGCCAAACAAGAUGUGAUAGAGGUCAUCGAGAAAGCUCACAACAACGAACUGGAGCCCACUCCAGGUAACACUCUGAGGCAGACCUUUGAAAAUCAGGUCAACCGUAUCCUGAACGACGCUCGAGACAAGACGGGAUCUUCUGCUCAGAAGUCGCUGUCCGAGUACAAUAACUUCAAAUCCAUGGUGGUGGCCGGAUCCAAGGGCUCCAAAAUUAACAUCUCGCAGGUUAUUGCUGUGGUGGGUCAGCAGAACGUUGAGGGUAAACGAAUCCCUUUCGGCUUCAAGCACCGCACUCUUCCUCACUUCAUCAAGGACGACUACGGUCCCGAGAGUAGGGGGUUCGUGGAGAACUCGUACCUCGCCGGUCUGACACCCACGGAGUUCUUCUUCCACGCCAUGGGAGGCAGAGAGGGUCUGAUCGAUACGGCUGUGAAAACGGCCGAGACGGGUUAUAUCCAGCGUCGUCUGAUCAAGUCUAUGGAGUCGGUUAUGGUGAAAUACGACGCCACUGUGAGGAACUCCAUUAACCAGGUGGUGCAGCUGAGAUACGGAGAGGAUGGUCUGGCUGGAGAGGCUGUCGAGUUCCAAAACAUGGCCACGCUUAAACCAUCCCACAAAGCUUUUGAGAAGAAGUUCAAGUUUGACUACACUAACGAGCGAGCUCUCCGGCGCACGCUGCAGGAGGACGUGCUGAAGGAAGUGAUGACCAACGCACACGUGCAGAGCGCCCUGGAGAGGGAGUUUGAGAAAAUGAAGGAGGACCGAGAGAUCUUGAGAGCCAUUUUCCCCACCGGAGACAGCAAGGUGGUGCUGCCGUGCAAUCUGGCCCGAAUGAUCUGGAAUGCGCAAAAGAUUUUCCGCAUCAACCCGCGAACUCCAACAGAUCUCAACCCUUUAAGAGUGGUGGAGGGUGUGCAAGAGCUGAGUAAGAAGCUGGUGAUCGUGAACGGUGACGAUCCGUUAAGCAAGCAGGCCCAGCAGAACGCGACGCUGCUUCUUAACAUCCAUCUGCGCUCCACCCUCUGCUCCAGACGCAUGACCGAAGAGUUUCGUCUCAGCUCCGAGGCCUUCGAGUGGCUCCUGGGAGAGAUUGAGACCAAGUUCAACCAGUCAAUUGUUCACCCGGGUGAGAUGGUGGGUGCUCUGGCCGCUCAGUCUCUGGGUGAGCCUGCCACUCAGAUGACCCUGAACACCUUCCACUACGCCGGCGUGUCGGCUAAGAACGUCACCCUGGGUGUGCCUCGACUCAAAGAGCUGAUCAACAUCUCCAAGCGUCCCAAGACUCCGUCCCUGACCGUGUUCCUGCUGGGCCAGGCGGCCCGCGACGCAGAGCGCGCCAAAGACAUCCUGUGUCGCCUGGAGCACACGACGCUGCGUAAGGUCACGGCCAACACGGCCAUCUACUACGACCCCAACCCCCAGAGCACGGUGGUGGCCGAGGAUCAGGAGUGGGUGAACGUUUACUACGAGAUGCCCGACUUUGACGUGACCCGCAUCUCUCCCUGGCUGCUGCGCAUCGAGCUGGACCGCAAACACAUGACUGACCGAAAGCUCUCCAUGGAGCAGAUCGCUGAGAAGAUUAACGCAGGUUUUGGUGACGAUCUAAACUGCAUCUUCAAUGACGAUAACGCUGAGAAGCUGGUGCUGCGUAUCCGAAUCAUGAACAGCGAUGAGAACAAGUUCCAGGAGGAUGAAGAGGUGGUGGAUAAGAUGGACGACGACGUGUUCCUGCGGUGCAUCGAGUCCAACAUGCUGACGGACAUGACCCUACAGGGCAUCGAACAGAUCAGCAAGGUGUACAUGCAUCUUCCUCAAACCGAGAACAAGAAAAGGACCAUAAUCACGGAGGAGGGAGAGUUUAAAGCGCUACAGGAAUGGAUUCUCGAGACGGACGGCGUCAGUCUAAUGCGAGUCCUCAGCGAGAAGGACGUCGACCCCGUCAGGACCACCUCCAACGACAUCGUGGAGAUCUUCACUGUGCUCGGUAUCGAGGCAGUGCGUAAGGCUCUGGAGAGAGAGUUGUACCACGUCAUCUCCUUCGACGGUUCCUACGUGAACUACCGCCAUCUCGCCCUCCUGUGCGACACCAUGACCUGCAGAGGUCACCUGAUGGCCAUCACCCGUCACGGCAUCAACAGACAGGACACCGGCCCGCUCAUGAAGUGCUCUUUUGAAGAGACGGUGGACGUCUUGAUGGAAGCGUCGUCCCAUGGAGAAUGCGAUCCCAUGAAGGGCGUGUCUGAAAACAUCAUGCUCGGACAGCUGGCUCCUGCAGGCACCGGCUGCUUCGACCUGCUGCUGGAUGCUGAGAAAUGCAAAUACGGCAUGGAGAUUCCCACCAACAUCCCCGGCAUCAGUGUAGCUGGACCAACGGGAAUGUUCUUUGGCUCCGCCCCCAGCCCUAUGAGCAGCAUGUCUCCAGCCAUGACACCCUGGAACACGGGGGCCACCCCGGCUUACGGUGCAUGGUCUCCCAGUGUGGGAAGUGGAAUGACUCCAGGAGCUGCAGGAUUUUCACCCAGUGCUGCCUCCGAUGCCAGCGGCUUCUCUCCGGGUUACUCGCCCGCAUGGUCUCCUACACCCGGCUCUCCUGGAUCUCCUGGUCCAGCCAGUCCUUACAUUCCCUCUCCAGGUGGAGCCAUGUCUCCAAACUAUUCCCCCACAUCUCCGGCGUACGAGCCGCGAUCCCCUGGAGGCUACACCCCGCAGAGCCCCGGCUACUCCCCCACAUCCCCGUCGUACUCUCCCACCUCUCCUUCCUACUCUCCCACCAGCCCCAACUACAGCCCAACAUCUCCAUCUUAUUCCCCAACCUCUCCAUCCUACUCUCCAACAUCUCCAUCUUAUUCCCCAACCUCCCCGAGCUAUUCGCCCACAUCGCCCUCUUACUCUCCAACAUCUCCAUCUUAUUCGCCCACCUCUCCAUCUUACUCUCCGACAUCUCCGUCGUAUUCUCCGACUUCGCCCUCUUAUUCACCGACGUCUCCCAGCUACAGCCCGACGUCCCCGUCGUAUUCGCCCACCUCUCCAUCGUACUCGCCAACUUCCCCCUCGUACUCUCCGACCUCUCCUUCGUAUUCCCCGACUUCGCCUUCAUAUUCCCCAACGUCUCCCAGUUACAGCCCGACCUCGCCCAAUUACACGCCCACUUCGCCCAGCUACUCGCCCACCUCUCCGUCUUACAGCCCAACCUCGCCUUCGUACUCGCCUACGUCUCCGAAUUACACGCCCACCAGCCCGAACUAUUCUCCCACAUCCCCGUCUUACUCCCCCACCUCUCCGUCUUACUCCCCUUCCAGCCCUCGGUACACGCCUCAAUCUCCUACGUACACCCCGAGCUCGCCCUCUUACAGCCCGAGCUCGCCGUCUUACUCCCCCACGUCUCCGAAAUACACCCCCACCUCUCCAUCGUACAGCCCCAGCUCUCCGGAAUACACCCCGACUUCACCCAAAUACUCUCCCACUUCGCCCAAGUACUCGCCCACUUCUCCCAAAUACAGCCCGACGUCUCCGACUUACUCGCCCACUACGCCCAAAUACAGCCCUACGUCUCCGACGUACUCUCCAACAUCUCCUACCUACACCCCGACCAGCCCCAAGUACUCGCCCACUUCGCCUACAUACUCCCCGACGUCUCCAAAAUACUCCCCAACUUCGCCGACGUACUCGCCUACUAGUCCCAAAGGCUCGACUUACAGCCCGACUUCGCCCGGGUACAGUCCAACGUCUCCGACCUACAGUCCAGCCAUCAGCCCCGACGACAGCGACGAGGAAAACAACUGAAGCGGACGACGACUGGAUUAGACUCGCCAUCACGAUGCCGACUUGUCCUUCAAGUUCCUCCUUGAAAACACAGCAUCAGCAUGGCACAAUAUCGUGGAUGGACGUCGCCAUCUUUGAUUCGGACGACAGAAAACUACGGAACCUUGGGUCCUACGUGUGAAAAGUUCUGAAAUCUUUCGGACCCGUCGGACAUUUCUCACAUCAUUUCUGCAAACAGGCUCUAUUUACUAUGAUAUUGUCAUAGAUGUGAACUGUAGAACCGACUGCCUUUCAGCUUUUUCAGUUUGGUUGGAUUGAGAAAGGGGUUUUGGGGUCUUAUAUAUAAAUAUAAAUAUGAAAACCCACCCCUCUUAAAUUAGGCAUCUCUAAUUCAGUGUUGAACAUAAUGGAAAUCUGAGAGCUUAAUUUGCCAAAAGCCUUUUGGAAAGCGAAUCGUGGAUCAUAUCUACUGCAGUUGGAACUUGGGAGAAAAAAAAAAAAGUCAACUAAAGUGAGGUGCACAGAAAAUUUUACUGAAACGUAUCUAACAUUGACGUUUUGUUUUUUUUCUUGCUUUGUAUAUAUGCUGUGCUCAGUUUGUUUAUCCAUGCAAAUGGAAAGAACUGAAACUCUAAUUAAUGAAUGUUAGGAGCCGGAUUUGAGUUUGUUUAUCAGCUAAAAUUAAUCAGACACGUCUAAUCUGACCAGAUGGUCAUAUGCUGGUCAUUAGCAUAGAAGAAAGGGUCGUAGUAGUGGCCAUGUUGAGGGCUUAUCUACCAUCUUUCCUCUAUUAUUAUUAUUAUUAUUAUUAUUAUUAUUAUUAUUUCGGUAGUUAAACUUUCACCAGCAUCCUGUUCAAUUUUCAAAUAACCACAAAAAAAAUAAGUUAUAGCCAGCAAUAGCUUCUCUCUAACUGUAGAGGAAUGUGAAUUUUUCUGAAAAGAUGAUUGAUUUUUCUUUUAUUGGUUUUAGAGUGUUAUAGAAGGAGGAGGAAGGCGAGGGAGUUAGUCGUAUAUACGCUGGUUUGCUUGUCUCGUCAAGCUGAACCUUGUUUCUUUGCGUCUUACUUUUAUCUCAAAAUCUUCCCAAAAACCUCAUCCGUCCCUGUCAGCAUCUGUAUAAAUAUUUCCCCUUGACUUCCUUUUUAGUUAAUGUUAUUUAAAAAAACAAAAAAGAAAAGUCCCAGUAAGUUAGAGUGGAAAUUUAAUCGUUUCUCUGAUUUUUUUUUUUUUUUUUUUUUUUUUUUUUUUGUCUGCUUCAUAGAGAUGUUUAGAUUUGUGUUUGGGUUUACUUUUGGAUCAAGCGUUUUUUUUUAUUUUAAUGCUCUCGCCUAGUCUAUGCAGUUUGUUUGCGUAAACAGCAGGGGGCGGCAAAGUUGGUUUUGACAGCGUGCUGAGUGCUGAAAAACAUUUUAAAACGACUUGACUAGCAAGCAGUCAAGCUUGUCAUUUCUGUUCAUGUUCAACACCAUCCUUCUCUUAAUUCAAACGUAACCUGAGUUUUCUUACAUCAGUAAUCAGUGUUUGUCUUUUUCUUUUUUUUUUUCUUUUUUUUCUUCUCCCCACCAUCAUCUGUUCCUGAGGGUUUGGGAUGAAGGGAGGGUCAAAAAUACAUACUGUACAAUACUGGAAACCUAUAUGCAGAACAUUUUGUGUAUAAACAGGUGGAACCAGGGUUCAUUCCUGACAUAAGAGGCCUUUGUCUUGCUCUUUAGAUGUCAGUCAUGGUGGCUUUGUGCGAGCGUUUGCUUUUUAAAGCCUUAGAGCAGGUUCGUCAGCUCGUCAGAGUCUCUGCCCUAGAUUGCCUUCAACGAUGUUUUCUUAAAGUUCCAGUCACUUAUGUGCCCAGGCUCCUAGUAGAAGUGUGUGUGUAUGUAUGGAUGUUUGAGUGUGUGUGUGUGUGUGUGUGUGUGUGAGAGAGAGUGUAAAUUGAGACAGGGUUUCCUUCAGUUGGGCCGGGUUUGAAAAGGGUUAAUAAAGGAAGAUUUAAACUUAAAUUGCCACUGUAUAGAAGAGGACUUCUCUAAUUCUCUGUAUCUAUUUGUUUGUUUUUGACUUGAUGAUAAAACAAUAAAAUGUUUGCCUAUAA
Messenger RNA from Pangasianodon hypophthalmus (striped catfish), 8215 nucleotides. It is a transcript of the gene polr2a, whose product is annotated as RNA polymerase II subunit A. The transcript has 28 exons. Bases 248 to 6148 code for a protein of 1966 amino acids. The record is from RefSeq and is a predicted model, not a curated record. Lineage: Eukaryota; Metazoa; Chordata; Actinopteri; Siluriformes; Pangasiidae. Gene Ontology annotation, biological process: transcription by RNA polymerase II. Gene Ontology annotation, cellular component: RNA polymerase II, core complex. Gene Ontology annotation, molecular function: DNA binding.